Strongylocentrotus purpuratus (purple sea urchin) is the source of this 1002-nucleotide messenger RNA. Its product is annotated as protein FAM136A. Lineage: Eukaryota; Metazoa; Echinodermata; Echinoidea; Camarodonta; Strongylocentrotidae. Gene Ontology annotation, cellular component: cytoplasm. The record is from RefSeq and is a predicted model, not a curated record. The transcript is spliced from 3 exons. Bases 128 to 562 code for a protein of 144 amino acids.
CUUGAGUGCGGAGACAGGUGCGCAAUAAAUCACUUUCCAACAUUAAUUCACUAGCUUAGGCGGUUAGCCCAUGUGCUUUUAGUUAAUCAACUUUUCUCGAUUGAUGAGAGCUUGUUUUUUGUGAAAAAUGGCAGAUUCCGUAUCAGCAGCGUUGCACGAAUGCCAGAGUAAGGUUGACUCAGGAAUGAAGUCACUACUCAAUGACUUAGAUAAUACAGUUCUUCGUAAAUUACAGAAAGAGAUGUAUCUGUGCAGUGCAAGAUGCUGUGAUCAAUCAUCAGGAGAUCGGCAAGGAUGUAUACAGAGAUGUCAGCAGCCAGCACAACAAACAGAAGAAUACGUGCAGAAAGAAUUGACAGAUUUCUUAGACCGGCUCCAGAGGUGCACCCUCCAGUGUCAAGAUGAAGCCAAGGACAAGAUCCGAGACAAGAUGUCGUCUGCCGAUGAGGCUAAGGUCCGCAAGAACCUCGAGGGCUGCCUCAUCAAGUGCGGUGACAAGCACACUGCCAUGUUCCCUGCCCUAAACAAGCGAUUGACGGACUAUGUCAACCAGUUAUUAUGAGAUAUGGUGUAGAAUAGAGAACAUAGUAUUCGUAACUAAGCUAUUCUACUAAUAAUAAUAUAGCACAGAUAUAGUGAAGAAAUAAUUAUGUUUCAUGAAGUAACUUCUUAUUUGUUCCUGAUAACUGUGCACUAUUCGUCUCUAAUAGAAAAUUGUGUGUGUGUCAAGAGCCAGAAGUGUUAACUCUUUAUAAGUAUACCGAUACGAGUCAACACCUUUCUCGCUUGAAGCUAUGUGACUUGUGUAGGAAUUUGCCUUUUCUAUUGAACAUGUUGUGUUUCAUGUACAUUUUUUGGUCAUGGCACAACAUUGGCAGGCCAUGGUAGACCUUUGUUCAUGACAUAUAUACACAGUAUUAAAAAUUCAACAACUGCAAUACCUCUGCACAAUGCCAUAUCGGGAAGUGCAUUUUUUGUUUAAUUUGAAGAGAGUCGACAAAA